This is a messenger RNA of Caenorhabditis sp. 36 PRJEB53466, 1894 nucleotides long. The record is from the annotation of a GenBank genome assembly. Lineage: Eukaryota; Metazoa; Nematoda; Chromadorea; Rhabditida; Rhabditidae.
AUGAAUCGGGGUGCCGUUCUAGUGCAGUUUAAGGUAACACUUGAAACAAUCAAAAGUGUAUGAGCCAUGGUCGUGCAGAGAAUAUCCACGUGUCCGUCCUGAAACCCUAACUCGCUUCCCUACUCCACUAUCCUCAUGACCUUGGGCCUUUCGUACAGAAAGAAGCCUUCGAGUGCGAAGAAGCGAACAAAAGAAGGAUGAGUUGGUGCGAGAAGCAAAUCGAAAUCGGAAUCGAGAUGGAGGAGGGCGAGCCGCUCGGCGCCACGCCCAACGACAAACUCGUCAUCACCAAGAUCCAGGCGGGCACGAUUUCCGAGGGCAAACUCAGAGUGGGUCACAAAGUUCGGCGUCUUCUUCACGCGCGUUUUUCGCAGAUCGGCGACCAGGUGAAGAAGGUGAACGGAGUCGAGUGCAAAGACACGAACGACUUUUUCCGCGCGUUGCGUUACGCCGCGCCGCUCGCCCGCAUCACGUUGAUUCGCGACGAGAAGAAGGCGGAGGAGCUCGAGGCGCGGGUGAACAUUCCCGAAGAUCGGGCGAGAAUUAUUCAGCGUCGCGACGGCUACGUCUACGAGUUGGCCACCCUCGUCUGGGCGCAGAACGGUCCGAAACUCGGGCUCGGCAUCAAACACUUUCAGGUCCGUUUGCUCAUUUUCGAUUUCGACCGCUCUCUUGCAGAACCGUGUGCUCGUGUCGCGUGUCGAUCCGGGCUCGCUCGCCGAAAAGUGUCUGGUGCUCGGCGAUCACUUGUGCGACGUGGACGGAGUGCCGGUGACCGACAAGGACGUGGCGCGCGACUUGCUCGUCAAGAACAUUCAGGAGAAGGGCAGGGUGACGUUCGUCGUCGAGCGCCCCGAUUCGAUCGACGCGAAACAGUGGGCGAGACACGCGCUGGCCGCCAAUGUAAGACGCCAUCUGAAAGUUUUCAUUUGAAAAUCUGCAAUUUUUAUCGAUUUUUCAAUUUUUCAAUCGCCACGGUCUCCCAGGGCGCGAAUGCUAAACACAGUGCGCUCGUAAAUUGCGGAGUGUCGUUGUAACUUUUUUGAAAAUUUGCAGGUCUAAAAAUGCAGUUCAAUUCGAGUUUCUUUCUUUUUGACUUGAAAAACGUCUAGAAAACAAUAUUUUACUGAUUGGAAACCGUUCUUUACAGAAUUUCGAGUUUUUCAUGUUUUUAGCUUCUUUUUCGCAUUUCGCCAAAACUUCAAACCUUUAUAUUUCAGCUCAUUUUGCAUUUCAUGAGCCCAACGAACGAUAAAAAUGUUUGCUGAAUCUUUCUUCACAAAAUUCAGGUUCCGGCGGUUAGUUUUCUUGAGCAGUUUUCGAAAACGAUUCGAAAAACAUCAAAAUCCAGGCCAAAACCUUCAAAUCGAAAUAACUCGGCUAAUUCUCAACGAUAUGUGAGAUUUCUGUUACUAAGACGUAGCUAGUGCUCUAAUUAUUCGAAUCCACGUUCCAAGCGUACAAAAAAAUAGGUGUAUUGUACAGAAAACAUGGAAAGAACGCGAACUCCCGUUGAAAAUUAAUUAGUCGGCCGCCGCGUAAAUCGACACAGCCCGCCUGUUGCAAGUGCGCCCCAUUGAAAUCAUUCGCGCCGUGGGAGACCGUGGCAAGAAAAAGAGAGCAGACUUUUCAAAAUUGGCGAGAAAAGAGCAAAAUCUGGAAAAAAAACUUGAAUUUUCAGCUGCUGCAACCGCCGUCCGUGCAAAUGAACGACGACGUUCGUUUGAUUGCGGCGGCGUACCGCGAGGCGCUUCCGAGCCUGAGACCGCCGACGAAAAGUGCCAUUUCUUCGGGCCAGCCGUCGGGGGGCCGUCGCGUGCACAUCGUCGAGACGUCGGCCACGCACGAGAUCGGACACGACCACGAGGGAAAGCCGCUUCGCAAAGUGAAAUAG